UGGCUCUAGAUUAGCAUCCAUUUCCCCUUCAUGUUGGCCCGCUCCACUAUCCUCCUCCUUACUCUUGGCCUCGCUAUGAGUGACACCUGCCAAGAUAUAUGCGACAGUAAUCCUGCAUGCGCUCAGUCCAAGUUUGGUAGCUAUUGCAAGAGCAAUGGUGUAUGCUUUGGGCUGUACCAUCAAGGCUGUGGAUACUGCUUCCAGCCUGCUGAGCAAGAGACCUGUGAUGACUCUACACUUGAGCCUGUUGCGUGCCAGGGUUGCCAGGCAGCAUGCGAUACCCUUCCCCAGUGCAAGAACUCUGACAGAGGUAGCUACUGUAAGUCUUGGCAGACCCCCCCUGUAUGCUUCGGUAUCAUCCAGAAGUCAGAUGGGUCUCUUUGCUACCACCCAACUGACAAGGACUGCGAGGGGGCGCCCUAUCCUUGCUAAGAUGAAGUUCAAGAUGAGCUUUUGACUUUCAUUAAACUUCAUUUUUAUCCCCAGGGUAUCAUGUAUCUUCUUUGUUGAUGGAGAGGCUAAGUUACGAUGGAUACACAGGCAAGGGAGGGUUUUCAUCUAUCAACCCACCCAUUAGCCCGCUUGUGAGCAACUGCCAGUCGUCUUCCCUCGUAUAACAAUUCUCUGUUCAGAUCGUAAACUUACCAAUUGUUCAAAAAGUUCAUUUAGAUAGUCAUAUCACAAGUAACACCCUGUGUUAAUACUUCAUAUUCCACAGCGAUGUCCGAACUACAAUUUUUAUUCGUCCGAUGUAAUUUGUCUCAUACACAACAGAUAUAACUUGAGGGCUUUCAACGAUCUAGGUGAUCGUUGGAAAGAAUGCUCUUGUCAAAAAGUCUGUUACUUGGG
This is a messenger RNA of Perkinsus marinus ATCC 50983, 849 nucleotides long. RefSeq lists its product as hypothetical. Lineage: Eukaryota; Perkinsozoa; Perkinsida; Perkinsidae. Bases 31 to 432 code for a protein of 133 amino acids. The record is from RefSeq and is a predicted model, not a curated record. The transcript has a single exon.